CCAUGGCCAUGGUGGCCGGCGCUUGGGGCGAACCGAACGGUGGCGGAGCCGGUGGCACCGGAGGCGGCGGCGGCGGAGCGGAGGAGGCGGCGUCCCCCGGUGGCGGCGGCAGCGACGCGGAGCACGGCGAGGAGGAGCGGCCCGGGGCCGGCGCGGACUGCGUGGUGUGCGGGGACAAAUCCAGCGGGAAGCACUACGGGGUGUUCACCUGCGAGGGCUGCAAGAGCUUCUUCAAGCGCAGCAUCCGCAGGAACCUCAGCUACACCUGCAGAUCCAACCGGGACUGCCAGAUCGACCAGCACCACCGGAACCAGUGCCAGUACUGCCGCCUCAAGAAGUGCUUCCGCGUGGGGAUGAGGAAGGAAGCCGUCCAGCGAGGCCGCAUCCCCCCGAGCCACUCCGGGGGCAGCCCCAAUGCCCUCCCCGCGGCCGGCGACUUCUUCAACGGGCAGCCGGUGUCGGAGCUGAUCUCGCAGCUGCUGCGCGCCGAGCCCUACCCGGCGGCGCGCUACGGCGCGCAGUACGCGCAGCAGCCCGGCGGCGCCAUGGCCAUCGACAACAUCUGCGAGCUGGCCGCCCGCCUCCUCUUCAGCACCGUGGAGUGGGCGCGCAACAUCCCCUUCUUCCCCGAGCUGCCCGUCUCCGACCAGGUGGCCCUGCUGCGGCUGAGCUGGAGCGAGCUCUUCGUGCUCAACGCGGCGCAGUCGGCGCUGCCGCUGCACAUGGCGCCGCUGCUGGCGGCCGCCGGCUUCCACGCCUCGCCCAUGUCGGCCGACAGGGUGGUGGCUUUCAUGGAUCAGAUCCGCGUCUUCCAGGAGCAGGUGGAGAAGCUCAACCGGCUGCAGGUGGAUUCGGCCGAGUACAGCUGCCUCAAGGCCAUCGCGCUCUUCACGCCCGACGCCUGCGGGCUGUCGGACCCGGCGCACGUGGAGACGCUGCAGGAGAAGGCGCAGGUGGCGCUGACCGAGUACGAGCGCGCGCAGUUCCCGGCACAGCCGCAGCGCUUCGGGCGGCUGCUGCUGCGGCUGCCCGCGCUGCGCGCCGUGCCCGCCGCCCUCAUCUCGCAGCUCUUCUUCAUGCGCCUGGUGGGCAAGACCCCCAUCGAGACCCUGAUCCGCGACAUGCUGCUGUCCGGCAGCACCUUCAACUGGCCCUACGGCGCCGGGCAGUAGGGACGGGCGCACGGACGGACGGACGGAGAAUGGGAUGGGCCAGAAAAUGCAACGGGCCGGACAACGGGAUGGGAUGGACAACCGGAUGGGCCAGAAAAUAGAACGGGACAGGCAACGGAACGGGCCGGAGAGUGGGAUGGGCCGGACAAUGGGAUGGGCUGGACAACGGGAUAGGAUGAACAACUGGAUGGGCUGGAAAAUGCAACGGGCCGGACAAUGGGAUGGGCCGGACAACAGGAUGGGCUGGACAACUGGAUAGACCAGAAAAUGGAACAGGAUGGGCAAUGGGACGGGCCAGACAACGGGAUGGGCCAGACAAUGGGAUCGACCGGACAAUGGGACGGGCUGGACAUCCGGAUAGGCCAGAAGAUGGAAUGGGACAGGCUGGACAACCAGACAGGCCAGACAAUGGGAUGGACUGGAUAAUGGGAUGGACUGGACAACAGAACGGGAUGGGAUGGGAUGGGAUGGACAGCAGGACAGGCCGGACAAUGGGAUGGGCCAGACAAUGGGGUUGGGCCGGACAAUGGGAUGGACUGGACAAUGGGAUGGACCAGACAAUGGGACAGGAUGGGAUGGAUGGCAGGACAGGCCGGACAAUGGGAUGAGCUGGACAAUGGGAUGGGCCGGACAAUGGGCCAGACCUUCUCCCGGAAUGGGAUCAGGAUUCUCCUCAACGCCAGCAGCUCCCAGUCCCACCCGAACGGGGCUGUGCCCUCGCGGGUUGUGCCUGGAGAGUUGUGGGUUUGGCGCCAAAGGUUUUGGGGUCCUGAUGUUGUCCCAAAAGGUUUUGGGGUCCUGGCGUUGUCCCAAAAGGUUCUGGGGUCCUAGCAUUGUCACUGGAAUUUGUGGAGUCCCGGCAUUGUCCUCAAAACGUUUGGGGUCUUGAGGUUGUCCCCAGAAGAGGUCCCAUUGUUGUCCCCAGAAGUUUUGGGGUCCUGGCGUUGUCACCAAAGGUUUUGGGGUCCUGGCGUUGUCCCCAGAAGAGGUCCCAACGUUGUCCCCAAAAGUUUUGGGGUCCCGGUGGUGUCCCCAGGGUGUCCCCAAAGGUGGAGGGGACACACAGGGGACACAGCCCCCCCAGGACUGUCCCCACCCAGCUGGCACCAGGAUGAGCCAGGACUUCAGGAUUUGGGACUUCAGGAUUUGGGAUUUUGGGGUUCCGGGACCAUUCCCGGCCGAUGGAAUCCUCGCUCCGCCAUAUAAACUCAUUAAUUAACGCCAAUUAAAGAUGUUUCCUACAA
Molecule: messenger RNA, 2416 nt
Organism: Taeniopygia guttata (zebra finch)
Lineage: Eukaryota; Metazoa; Chordata; Aves; Passeriformes; Estrildidae
Gene: NR2F6
Product: nuclear receptor subfamily 2 group F member 6
Biological process (GO): regulation of DNA-templated transcription
Molecular function (GO): sequence-specific DNA binding; DNA-binding transcription factor activity; zinc ion binding
Source: RefSeq, a predicted model, not a curated record